Messenger RNA from Bactrocera oleae (olive fruit fly), 807 nucleotides. The record is from RefSeq and is a predicted model, not a curated record. Lineage: Eukaryota; Metazoa; Arthropoda; Insecta; Diptera; Tephritidae.
AUGCAAGUAUUAUUGCGUCGCACAUUACCACAGCAGCUACAGCAGUCACCACAAAUAACACCUCCCCAACAAACGCCAGACAACAAUAACAACAGUAAUAAUAAUAAUAAUAAAACCACCGUUACACCCACACAAUCCCAAUUUAAUAACAACCAACAAAAUGUGAACCAACAAAUCUCAAUUGGGCAAAAUGUUGGCGGCGGUGGUGCAAAUAAUACGAUAACUGGCUUAGGGCCCACAAUGCAACAGCAAUUUAAUACGAAUGCGAAAAAUAACAACACUCAACUGUUAUCACAACACCAGCAGCAGCAGCAGCAACAACAGCAACAGCUGUCAGCGAAUACGUUACAACAAACGCCGCAACGGCAUCAACUAACCCACCCACCGCCACCACGUCAAUCACACUCUUACCCUUACAACACCAACAAUAAUAAUAAUAAUAAUCCUAAUCUUAAUAUGAACAAUGUUGCGCCCAAUAUGUCCGCUAACAAUAUAGUGAAACCACACCAACAACAACAACAACAACAAACUUACACGCCAAUCACAGCAACACAACAACAUAUUAAUGGUGCACUAACGACAACAGGGAACGCUACGCAGAAGUCGCUAACUCAGCCACUACAUAAACAACAACAACAACAACAGCAUCAGCAGCAAACAACGACUGCUGUCAACAAUAAUAGUAAAAUAGCAGGUCCAAACAUGUCAGCGACUAAUAUGUUCUUUGUAAGGCCAACAAAUCCAGCACCACCACAACCAUUACACAUUGGUGAAUUGCAACCUUUUGUACCGGUGCAGCUCUUUUAA